This is a messenger RNA of Conger conger (European conger), 2623 nucleotides long. Its product is annotated as transmembrane protein 178B. Lineage: Eukaryota; Metazoa; Chordata; Actinopteri; Anguilliformes; Congridae. The coding region runs from base 814 to 1698 and encodes 294 amino acids. The record is from RefSeq and is a predicted model, not a curated record. Gene Ontology annotation, cellular component: membrane. The transcript is spliced from 5 exons.
GGGGAGUCGAGCUGCGAGGUUUAACGUCACAUGAUAAAAAAUAUAUAUUUCUCCAGUUUCUCCGUUUUUUUGCGCAACAAAAUCGGACCUGCGGACAAGCCAGCUUUCUCGUGAAAUAACGAAGAAACUGCGUUUUAAAAUACUGUCCGUUUCUGGGGUGACCAUCCACGACUGUUUUUUCGCCCUAUCUUUAUCGUUUACAACAGAGCUAUGUCGAUUUUCGUAUAUCUUAUUAAAGCAUGUAAACAUAAUCCAUUGUUUAGACGACUUGGUGGGAUGUGAUACAAUUGAAUUAAAUAUCAUUGAUUUGAGCCAUUGUGGAAUAGACAUAUCUUAGAGAAGAAGGCGAGACUCUAGUACGAACAAGUUUCUUCAAAAAUCUUCAUAAUAUCCAGGCCUGACAUUCAACAUUUUCUUCUAGGCGGGUCUGUCUGCACGAAGGAGGCUUUUAAAGCCAUGCGUCUGGAUUUGCCCGUCUCGCCAUAUUCAAACGGACCGCAAGGGAAGGACGACGGACGGACGAGAGAUGAGGAAUGAGAUAAGCAUCUUUUUCACUCGGCGAGCAACCGCUGCAGCUCUCCCUCUCCCUCUUUCGCUCUAAAAAAAUACAGAGCUACAAGACGGACUAACGAGCGCCGAACACAUACAUGUCUGGUCCCGGCUCGCCUUAACGUGGCGUGAAUGCAGCCUGCCCGGAUAAUGCCGUUCCAGCUGGUCCCCUGAGGUGAUGAAAAGUGGGUAAUUCGAUGCGGGUGUGCGUCCGGGGAGCUGUCCGUGUGUCGCGGCGCUGAUGCGGCGCUGAGAGACGCCAGCAUGGCUGCCGGGAAGCUGCUUCUCUACGCCGGCCUCUCACUCUCGCUCUGCGCCCUGGGGAUGCUGGCGGUCGCGAUCUGCUCCGACCACUGGUACGAGACGGACGCCCGGAGGUACAAGGCGCGGUGCCGGAGCUUCAGCAGCCGCAGGAACGACCCGGGGUUCAUAUACAUCCCCAAUAACAGCCUCCCGCUGCGCGCCAGCAGGCCGAGGCUGGACCGCUGGGAGGAGAAGCUGCUGCUCGCGCGCAGCCGCCGGCAGCUGUUCGCCCUGAGCGCCGCGGACGAGUGCAGCAGGCACUAUAACUCCAGCAACAUGGGCCUGUGGAGCAAAUGCCACCGCCGCGGCUUCGACGACGACGUCGAGGACCUGAUUCGGAAAGGCUCCAUCAGUAGAUGCUCCUUCAUCAAGUACCACUACACCUCCGCAGCCAUUCCCAAGAGCCUGUCCUACAACAUCACCAAGACCAUCCAGCAGGAUGAGUGGCACUCUCUGCACCUCCGGCGGAUGACGGCGGGGUUCAUGGGCAUGGCCGUGGCCAUAAUCCUGUUCGGCUGGCUAAUCGGGGUGCUCGGCUGCUGCUGGGACCGGGGACUCAUGCAGUACGUAGCCGGCCUGCUCUUCCUCAUGGGAGGUACGUUCUGCAUCAUCUCCCUGUGCACGUGCGUGGCGGGGAUAAACUUCGAGCUGUCGCGCCAGCCGCGCUACCUGUACGGGCUGCCCGACGACAUCGGCCACGGCUACGGCUGGUCCAUGUUCUGCGCCUGGGGCGGCCUGGGGCUCACGCUGAUCGCCGGCUUCUUCUGCACGCUGGCCCCCUCCGUCCAGCCCCUGCCGCGCUCCGCCUGCCCCAAAACACGGCCUGAGAACGGCACGGUCUGCUAAGAGCGCCCGCUACAGGCGCCCGGCCCGGUGCGUUAGACCAGCGCGGGCGUCACACGGAGACGAAGAACACAAAUACACUACAGACGCAAACAUCUACCGACACUUUUCAGUCUUUAUAAAUAUUUCCCGACUACAGACAAUGCGAAUAUUUCUGUGUGUUUAAGAGAAAAAAAAAAAAGCAGCAAGCCUUUUAAUUUUAUUUCGUUCCUUCAGCAGGAAUUUGAUUUAAGUGUGAUGUGCAAACUGACGAAAGAAAUGUGAGCUCAGUGUUUAAAUUCACCUGUCCAGGUAGCUCUGAGUCAGCGGACUUUGGGCAGCUUGACUGGGUGGGGGAAACGUCCUGCAGACGUCCCACCACGAGGCCCCGCCCCCCACUCAUCUGACACAUGAAGGAUGAUGAUGAUUGACAGGCCAAAGCUGGAGCACAUUGCUGAGGUCCAGCGCUGAAAGUGGGCGGAGACUAAGGGGACAGGGCACAGGGAUUGGCUGUGAAAGGUGCAGAAUGUUUGCAGACUGCUGUUGCCAUGGUAGCAUACUGCAGGGCCCACACAGGUCAGUUUGGGGCCCUGGUGGACUCCAGUAAAGGACUGCUUGGUGAUGGGACAUCCAGCAACGGGAUCUGAUGAGACAGCUGUCGUAGCUAACUGCAUAUGCCCAGGGUAUCUUCACCAUUGUACAGAUCUGUACAGAAUACUACGACCACCAAUCAAAACAUCAAACUUCCAUUUUGAGUGCUUUCAGUGGACAUCCCAUUCCUCUGCUCCCGUGUAGAAGCAGUGACUGAUUUCUGUAUUUAUAUUUAUCAUUUAGUUUUGUUGUUUUUUUAAACGAAAAAAAAAUCACUGUCAUGGAGGUGACUGUGCACACGUGUGAGUGUGUGUGAGUGUGUGCGUGUGCGUGUGUGUGAGUGUGUGUGUGUGCGUGU